ACGUUCCCGAUGUUGCGAGUUUUACCAGCUUCGUAUAGCUACCGUUUCGCCGAGCUUCUACUUGUAAGAUGAACAAUUCGCAUCGUGAACGUCCUACGCUGUCACAGUCGCUAAAAAUGAUCGACGAACCUGAGCAUGAUUCUCCUCGAUAGAACCAAACGGCCUUCGAUCGUUCCGAUGAAAUAAAUCUAAACGCCUAAUACAUCGGUAGCAACGAUGUUGUGCCGCUUCGAAAGGAAACGCAUCGAAACGGCUUGCACCGACGAACGACGAUGAUGACUCCGUGUUAUUCGAGCUAAGAAGCAUUUCGGCGCGGACCCCUCCUUACGCGUGCCGUUAUGGCAUACACAUGGAAAAUUUCGCAACGCUGGAACAAUCGGACAUGUGACAUCCUAAAAACGCAGUCGUAACGAUUUAGCCGAAUCAGCAGCCGGUAACCGUCGCAGAAACCUGUCACCGAUUAUAUUAACAAGGUCGAUCACGAAUCGAUCAAGCGAGAAUCAUCGGUACGCGGCUUUGCCGAUGACCCAAUGCCUACGCGAGUUCCGGUUCAUAAAAUUUGGAUAGGCGAGGAGUCGGGCGAAUACAUGCAUACUUGUUAGAAAUAAAUUACGGCAUGGAUGCGUUUGUAGGAAAAACGUGGAACGUGGAGAACGCGUCAAGUAUGAAACGACGAAAUGGAGACAAGAUGGUUUCAAGUUCGCUUCUCAUUGAUACCACCGGGGUCCCGUGAAGCAAACGAAGGCGAGACUCGUUCGGGCCACGCUCGAUGUGGUCGAUGCGAAAUUGACGGUGGUGCGAUCGGAGCGAGCCUCGAUGGAUCGUGUCCUUCGCGAUCGAACGUCAUGUGUAAAGCGUUGCGCCAUUGGCCGAGAUGCUGACAAGCCCCCGUCGAGCCCCUGAACUUCUGACUCACGUGCGUCUCUCUGUCGUCGGUGCUGUUGGGACGUCCGUGGGAGCGAGCCUCGCGAAAAUUUGAAACGCGAAAACACGUAAACUCGAGAAUUACUCGCCGCCGUACCGCCCCCCCGUCCCGCGACGUUUUCAUCGUCCACGAUCUCGGUCCGGUCGGUCCCGGUCCUCCUCUACGAGACGCAGACGCAGCUAUUUUUUUCCACUGAAUCCUGAAUCGAGCAGCGGAGGUAGCAUGAAAUUAACCCCAUGAACGAUCUUCGAAUCGGCCGACGAAACAGGAGAAACACUUCCCCACCCGCACUCCGCCGCAGCAGCUACUAGGCUCAGUCGGCCUAUAUAAACCCGUGGCAUCUCGCAAGUCUCUUCAUUCUAUACGAGACAGUUAGGCCACGUAUAAAGUUGGAAGCACCACGGGACAACGCGUUUGUCGCACGGUACGAGAGACACCGACGAUUCUGGAUCGUUUGCGCUUCGACUCUGCGAAAACCGACGACGAUCGUGCGGAAGGGCCAGAGAGACAGCUUCGCGUGGAUCACGAUCGUUCCCCGAGAGGCAGCGACCUUUCCGCUUUAGCUGUUGGGUCAGUGCGCGCGGCACCCUCGCGGUCUCCCUCGAGGUUCACACUGGGCAAAACGGAAGAAGAGAGAGAAUUUAAGAUCGACUGGCAGAAGAGGACCAUCCGAAACCCGAAGACUGACACCGAAUUCCACGUCUCGAAACUCGUCAACUUUUCGUCGAGGAAAUCGCGAGCAGUCGAUCUCGUAUCGAGAGCAGGAUGAAGCUGCUUCUUUUAGCGGCUCUAUUGACUGUCCUCGACAGCUUCGUCGACAGUGCGGUAGUCAGAUCGGAGGAGUUCUCCGAACAAUUACAAAAGAUCGUGAACAUGCACCCGGACAACGUACGAACACAACGUUCGACGGAAAACGACGAACGUCCAGUAAGAAACUGUGACGAAAAUAAUCCGUGCGGCUGGAUGUCUUAUUAUUCGCCCACCAGAAGGGUUCACAACGAUUUCAUGGCAAACACGUGCAAAUGCCCAGACGAAACUUACAAGUGUGUACGCUCUGGCGAAAGCAUAUCGACGAGAGCGUACGUAUAUCAUUGUCGUCAAAACACGACGGCGGACGAUAUCGAGGGCGAGACCAGCGAAGAUACCGAUUACGUUAGUUAACGAAACACACCUUCUCGGCCGGACAGUCGUCGUCGUCGUCGCCGCGCGAUCAACGAAGGGACGAUCAUACUACGUACAUACGUGACUCCACCGGGUCCGGGGAUGCGUCCACAGGUAUACCAAAUACGUGUGUAUAUCGUAUCGUAUCAUCGACCAGCGCCCGCUGCCGUUGAACGGAGCGAGAAAAUCAUUCUCCAGUCGCUUGUUAGCUACUCGAAAGAGCCUGACAGAUUUUUAGUAUCAAUAAUAGCUGCGCCUAGAGGAAGCGAUUGCUCGUAAGAUAUUUCUUAAAAAAAAUUCGCCUCACUCCUGGUUUCACUGAACGUGAUACAGUUUUAACAAUCAUUUCGGUUUACCUGAACCACGUACGAGACGAGUCGUCGUAUAAACAGCGACACGAAUGUCUCUUCUCUCGGUGUGCGUCCAGGUUCGGCUGUUCUAGCCUAAAACAGAAUAACAUGCAUCAUUCAUGCACUUAACAAACGUUGAUCGUCAGUUUCGUUUCAUCGUACAUUUCCUAAUGUGAAACAGUAGGCUAGGUAUAUCGCAUCUUUUCAGUCCGUUUGCUGUAAACUUUCUAACCAGUCAUCGAAUAACGAAUCUUACGAUUAGUAGCGGCAGUGUAAUUACACGCAAUCUAAUUAUUCGGAGUCUGAGAAGUCAGUAAUCGUUUAAUAGUCGAAACGGUGGUUCGCGGGACAUACUUGAUCGGAGUCAGGCUUGAAAAAAUUUCUUGUUCGAACGUUACUCGUUCUUCUAUCGAUACCGAUCGAUGAACGACGGUUCACUUCGACGACGAUACAACGACAAACGUGCCCGUUUAUCCGCGCGAAACAUGCUGUACAGUAAUUUGAUUAUUGCUGUACGCAGCUGUACAUUACGCCGUGCCAUGCUUCGACGUAUACGCGCCCAUACGCGCCUUCGAAUCGUUAGACGUAGCGACGGUGGCGUGAAUCAGUAUAAGAGAAGUUGCAGUAUCUCGAUGAAGCACGAUCCAUAAUUUUGUAAGAGACUAAUUGCUUCGAAUAUUUUUCGUUUCUCACAUUCGAUCGUCCCUAUUUGUACGUUAUUCCUAUAUGUAUGUAUAUACGUGCAAUAGUAAUGCGCGUUAAACCGCGCUCAUUCGCUCGAAACACACGUGUGAACUUCGCACACACGUGUGAACAGAAUACGUACGUGUUGGAUGUUCGCCUGGAAACCUCAGGUCUUCUUCGUACAUACUUUUGUGACGGUCAACGUCUCACGAUUGACGAUUGUCAUCACGUGUUACGCGAUUGCUUUUCAACGAUUUAGAACGAUCAUCGAUAAAGAUAUUGAUUAAGAACAAAGAUAAUAAUGAACCAUCACUCAUAUAGAUCUUACCGUUAACAUUGUCUCGUAUUGCACGAACUCUGCGUAAACGUAUCUGCUUACGUACUUACGAUUGCAAAAGAACGUGUAGGAAAUAGCACAGGCAAUAUGUAUUCGUAUGCAGUAUUUCAGUUAUUUAAUGCGGGAUAAAUUAUCUAAUGUAAUUGUACAACGAUCAUCGGUGUUAUGAUUUUUAAUAAAACUGAGCAACGUUCCCAAAAACAAAA
Messenger RNA from Ceratina calcarata, 3663 nucleotides. RefSeq lists its product as uncharacterized. NCBI's taxonomy places the organism in Eukaryota, Metazoa, Arthropoda, Insecta, Hymenoptera, Apidae. The record is from RefSeq and is a predicted model, not a curated record. Bases 1691 to 2086 code for a protein of 131 amino acids. The transcript is spliced from 3 exons.